AUGCAUAUUACCUAGAAGGAGAAACAGCCCUACAAGAGAGUGUGACAUAGCCAGCCUGGAGUACCCAGACCUGUGACCCAGCUCUGACUUUGAACUUCUCUGUGACCUUGAGGAACUCCCUUCCCCUUUCUUGGCCUCAGUGGCUUCAUAAUGAGCUGUGACAGACUGGGGUUUUCCUUGAAGUUGUGGAAAGGAGCAAGUGAGGAAAAGCUCACAUUAAUGAUCUUUUUUCUGUUCUUAGAUGAGUUAACUGAGAGCCAGCCGGGGAAAUCCACAUGGGUCAAGUCACUCAGUGGCAGAGCCAGUUCUGGAAUCCCCUGCUCCAUGGGUCCCAGAGCAGACUGUGCCCACCACGCAGAGCAAGUCAGCAAGUCCACCCAACCAGAGAGAGCCCUCUGCCCUGGUGAUUCCAGGGUGGUCGUGGCCUACACCCCAUCACACCUGGCUCCACGCCAGCUAUUAGAGGGCUCGUUUAAGGUUUACUUUUCUGCUCUUCCGAAAAGAUUUUUAUUAUCUUCAUUUUCACAGAGUGGAAAAACUGUUUUGGCCAACUUCCUGACAGAAUCCUCUGACAUCACUGAAUAUAACCCAACCCAAGGAGUGAGGAUCCUGGAAUUUGAGAACCCACACGUUACCAGCAACAACAAAGGCACAGCAUGCGAAUUUGAGCUAUGGGAUUGUGGUGGCGAUCCAAAGUUUGAGUCUUGUUGGCCAGCCCUGAUGAAGGACUCUCAUGGAGUGGUGAUCAUUUUCAACGCUGACAUCCCAAGCCACCUGAAGGAAAUCGAGAUGUGGUAUUCCUGCUUUGUUCAGCAGCAGUUCUUACAGGAUACUCAGUGUCUGUUAAUUGCACACCACAAACCAGGCUCUGGAAGUGAUAAAGGAAACCUGUCUUUGUCACCACCCUUGAACAAGCUGAAGCUGGUGCACUCGAAUCUUGAGGAUGACCCGGAAGAGAUCCGGAUGGAAUUCAUAAAGUAUUUAAAAAGCAUAAUCAACUCAGUGUCUGAGAGCAGAGACCGAGAGGAGAUGUCAAUUAUUACCUAACUAGCCUUCAUUUGGACUCUUCCACAUCCCAAGUGAGGUCAACUUCUUUCCCAAUGCAGAUCUGAAAUCUUGCCCAGCUAUUGAUAUUUUCUUCUCCCUAUGGCUCUAGAAGAAAUUUUCCUUAUCUGCUCAAAGGUACCAGUUACCCGAGGAGUUGAAUCAUUCCAUGUUCUCUGUCUUAACCUAGCUCUGUAUUUCCCUUGGAGCAAUGCUUUGGUAUUUACUAUUCCAGUGUUCGUGGUGACUUUAUAGAACAUAAUGACCAUGAAUAAUGAGAAUCCACUGUAUUUCCCUCUCUUGCAAUGUGAAGUUUUCAGGUUAUUUCUGUCUCUAAUAAAUAAUUAAUUCAAGAUUACAA
Molecule: messenger RNA, 1405 nt
Organism: Miniopterus natalensis
Lineage: Eukaryota; Metazoa; Chordata; Mammalia; Chiroptera; Miniopteridae
Source: RefSeq, a predicted model, not a curated record